AUGAGGCAGGACACCUUCGACUACUGGUGCGAUGAGCCGGAGGAUGACAGCGAGGCCUUCUGGCUGCAGGCCUUCCUCCUCCGGGCCGGGCCCAACUGGACCCUGGGCGAGGUCAUCGAUGGAGACCUGAGCCUUCUGAUGAGCCGAGGUGACGGCCCACCACCGCCAUCGGGCCCCGAAGUGGUCGCCGUGGUGGCGCUGUCCCUGCAAGCCUGCAGCAAAAUGACAGACCACCACAAAGAGUGGGCAGCAUACACAGCUGGAUGCGAUGCCCAGCUGGAAAUGCCCAUCCUCCGUUUUGAAUAUCUUCCCUAUUACAACGAGGAGGUGGACAUGCCGCAGGGCACGACGUUCGUGAAGCAUUUCUCGGUGCAAGAUGGCGUGGAGCUCUUUGACAACAAGGUCUUCGAGAUCUCAAACAUGGAGGCCGAGUGCAUGGACCCGAUGUUCCGGCAAGUUAUGGAGGUGGGCUACCUGUCCACCCUGCAGAUUGGGCUCACCAAGAAGAUCGCCAACUCGAAAUCCACUCACGCCUCCGUGUCCGUUGGCCUGGACAAGCAGGAGUGGAAUCAGAUGCCAGUCGCGCAGAGCGUCGCGACGAACAACCAGCUGGCCAUCGUCGCGAAUCGCUUCAACUAUGUCUUCAACCUGAAAGGUGGCAGUUAUGCUUGCGACACGGCUUGCUCUUCCUCCCUGGUGGCCUCGCACCUGGGGAAAGUGAACCUCCUGGAGCAGAGGUGGGAUCCUCUCGAGUGGCACCUGGGACUGGGCACAGGCCUAACAUUGACAGUGGGAUCAUUCAUCCAUGGCUGUGCGGCGCACAUGCUUUCUCCCGGUGGCCGGUGCUUCACCUUCAACGCUACUGCGAAUGGCUACAAUCGCGGAGACGGCACAGCGGCCUUCCUUAUCAAGAAUGGCACCUUCGAGGAGGAGAGGUACGCCUUCCUCCGUGGAACUCAGAUUGGCCAGGAUGGACGUAGCGCCAGUAUGUCAGCCCCAAACGGUCCUGCACAGGAGAAGUGCGUUUGGGGCGCUCUUCGAGAAGCCAAGAUGCGACCUCCAGAGUCCACGGUGUGGGAGUGUCACGGCACCGGGACCUCCCUUGGAGAUCCCAUCGAAGUCGGCGCAGUUCGAAAAGUGCAGGUCAAGGAACAGCGCGCCGAGCCCCUUCUGAUCGCCAGCAGCAAGUCCAAUCUCGGGCACCUGGAAGGAAGCGCUGCGGCCAUCGCAAUGAACAAGUGCAUCCUGGUCGUGAUGCACGCCAUGGCUUUGCCGACGCAGCACUUGAAGACGUUGAAUCCGCACUUGGACCAUGCGGCUUUCGAUGCCCUGUACUCCACCGAGCAAACAGCCUACAAGUAUGCCCAGGGCCACUGCCAGGUGUCCUCCUUUGGUGUUGGAGGCACAAACGGCCACGCCAUCUUCUGGGGGGAGAAGGCGCAACCGGACGUGGACUUCCGCCGGGUCUUCCUUAAGAAGAUCAUGCGAGCCACACCGCCAAUCACCACGGAGGGCUCCACGGACCCUGCCUUGUGGGACUACAGGGGGCUUGAUUACAAAGCCACCAUGGGCGACACCUACAAAGUGUCGCUGGACAAGGACCCACUCACUGGUGAGGAGAACGUCAGCUUCGAGAAGGAGCAGGUCAGGGACGACCCUGCGGAGUUCUACAGUACGACGGGCAACCACAAUGACUGGGACAGUGAGCGAAUGCAGGAGGGCUCUAUCCCCGGUCUGUACUUUCAAGACAUCACAGCUGCGAGCUCAGUUGGUGGUGGUGGGUGGUGGCAAUUCUGUCGUUGUGGCACUGAAGUACAGUAG
Molecule: messenger RNA, 1821 nt
Organism: Symbiodinium necroappetens
Lineage: Eukaryota; Dinophyceae; Suessiales; Symbiodiniaceae
Source: the annotation of a GenBank genome assembly